UGUUGACGUACAGUGUGUGGGACAUUGGCGCGGUUUAAUCUGAACCCGGGAGUUACUCUGCUGUGUGGCGUCUAAUUUUCAUCUUCAGCAAUGUCUACAAUUCCACAAGACAGACUUGAAAAUGAUAACAAACACGACGAAAACAGGAACAAAGGCCCUUCCAGGUGGUCCACUUGUAGGAAACGGGGGGCAGAUGGCAGUCUGAGAAGACCUAACCCCGAUGAAGAGCUGAACAAAGACCAAAGAUGUCCACAAAGGCCGGAGAGCUUUACAACCCCAGAAAGCGAAGGGCCCGUUUCCAGAGUAAAAAACUGGGGUGAUGAGGUGGAGGCAGAGGAAAUUCGCUCAAAUGUCCGUCGUGACAUGCAUCGAUACAGAAGAAGAAUUCUUACAACAGAUUUUCCCCAAAGAGACAGAAAGAUCUCAUCUGGAAGUUCAGACUCCCAAAAUUCCAAAGACUCUUCUGCUAAUAGUGACAUCGAGACGGAUGAGACGACGCUCCUGAGAAGACAGAAACAGAUCAACUAUGGGAAAAACACUCUUGCCUAUGACCGAUACAUUAAAGAAGUUCCCAAGCAUAUGAGACAGCCAGGUGUUCAUCCAAGGACUCCAAACAAGUUCAAAAAAUAUAGCCGACGUUCCUGGGACCAGCAGAUUAAACUCUGGAAGGUCAGUCUUCAUGCGUGGGAUCCCCCUACAGAAGAGGGAAGUGAACUGCAGCAAAUAGAGGAAAUUGAUCUCGGUGACAUCAUGGACUUUCAGUUGGACGUGGAGUGUUCAACAGAUACAGACAAUGGAUCUCCGUAUCCAGCAUCUAAUAGGGCGGCAACAUCUUUUCAAGAGGACUCAUUCACAGGAACUCCUAAAAAGAUGAUGAAAACUGAUGAUGCUGAAAUGUCAUGAGCAGCUCCACUGAGAUCUUAAGGCUCUAUAAGAAGCCUUAAGUUUUAUUACACUGUUCGUCUCACUGUUUGUUUUGAUUUUUAUUGUGAAAUGAUUGCAACAGGUUUUGGCGUGUUUCUAAUACCACAUCAUUUUGUCAACUUCUUCAAGAGAGGGUGUUGUCAUAUCACAAACAUGUUCUUUACACUCACUGUUAUUUAGGCCUUUGCAAAAGAAAAUGUACAUUUUUGGAAUUUAAUUUUGUUUGUUGGUAAUCUCUGUGAUGAUCAGUGGAAGUUUUCUUGUAUUUAUAAGUAUGUUGGUACCCAGAUGGGUUCACUUGAAAUUUCCAGUGUAAUUAGUUUGUGGUUUUAGGUAAAUUUUUAUUUGCUUUUUGAUUGUUAAUUUCUAUUUUAUAUGAAACUUUUUGAAUAAAAGAUUUCAGUGCCUGA
Molecule: messenger RNA, 1334 nt
Organism: Paramisgurnus dabryanus
Lineage: Eukaryota; Metazoa; Chordata; Actinopteri; Cypriniformes; Cobitidae
Gene: slbp
Product: stem-loop histone mRNA binding protein
Biological process (GO): mRNA transport; mRNA 3'-end processing by stem-loop binding and cleavage
Cellular component (GO): cytoplasm; histone pre-mRNA 3'end processing complex
Molecular function (GO): mRNA binding; histone pre-mRNA stem-loop binding
Source: RefSeq, a predicted model, not a curated record